Messenger RNA from Cinara cedri, 5567 nucleotides. Lineage: Eukaryota; Metazoa; Arthropoda; Insecta; Hemiptera; Aphididae. The record is from the annotation of a GenBank genome assembly.
AUGGUAUGUAUAAUAUAGAAAUCAUUCUGAAGUGAUAAUAUAACCGAGCAAUCAUUAGUGUAAAACCAGCGCAACAGAUUGACCGAUUAAAAACAGCAGCGUAGGUAUAUAUUUUAUAAAAAAAAAAAAAGUACUUGUACCACGAGCAAUAACAAUAAUAUAUAAGUUUCGUUUUCACUACUAUAUUGCAGUGUGCAAUGCAAUUGCCAGUUUUGAUCUUGGUGCUGGCAGCCAUCGCGCUCACCGCGGAUGGUUUGGCGAUUUCGGACGUCGACGGUGAACAUCCCCUGAACAGAGAACGCCGCAUGGCCUGGCCUUUUUAUUGGAAUUUCGGUACAACUACGCCGGAACCCGGAAUAGUCCAUUGCCCUAAGGAAACAGUGUAUGUCCAAGAGCAUAAUGGAUGUUUUCCCACGGAGAUGGUUUGCCCGGAAAUUUUGGACCCAUUAUACGCUAAAGGCCAUCCAUGUGUCCGUAUUGGCAAAGGCAAGAAGCUAUCCAAAUAACCCUAAGACGAUUGAGAUCAACAAUGCACAUACCAACUUGCAUUUAACUGCGAUAUAGUAUAUCUCAAUUAAAACCGUUGGAAAAUCAUCUUGGGUACCUGUAUUAUUUUAUUCACGAUUCAGUUGUAUUUACGGUUUUUUUUUUAAAUUUUAUAUGGGAUAUGGUAUUUACAUUUAAUUUUAAGUAAUUUAAUGAUUUUAAAUUUCAAUAAUAUUCUUUAUUAGUUACAUAAAAGGUAGUUGUAGACAUUUGUAUUAUUCUUAAUAUUUCCGAAGUUUGUGUUGACUGUAUUUGUUAAGAAAUAAAUGUAUACAUGUAUGUAACACAAUUUAUAAUAUUGGCUCUGCAAAUUAUGGCGUAGGUACAUUUACUAUAAUAAACAAAAGAUACAUUUGAGUAAUAAUAACAAUAUUAUAUAAGUACCUAUAUUAUGUUAUAUUUUAUAAAAGUAAUUGUAUUUGGAUACUGCAAUUCAAUGCGACAUAAGUUAUAAUUAACAUAAAAAAAAAGAAAUGCUACUCUUAAAAUAUGAUACAAGAUUUAUUGGUAGUAAACAAAAUUCGCAACAAUUUUAAAUUAUGAAAUCGUUAAAAGGACGUUAUAUAACGUUAUAUACUUGAAUGUGCUGUCUUCGUCUUGCAAUCGCGUGACAACAAAUUUUCAUUUAGCAGGGACAAUUCUGUACUGCUGCACUGUUAGUUUUAAUCUUGGAAUGAAUUGACUUAUUAUCAAACAUUAAUAUAAGAACACUAUCUAGGUCGUUUUAAAUAAUCGUGAUAUUUUACAUAUUCAUGUUGUUUUGCUUAAAAAUUAAAAUUACCAAAAACAAAAAAAAAAAAACGUCAUAUUUUGACGUGUUAUUUUUUAUGUCAUAAUAAUAAGUUAAUUUAUUCUAUAAUAUUAUAACUAACAGUACAGAGUUCUCCCGGCUGAAUGAAAAUUUGUUUUGUUGUGGGUUUGUAAGACGGAGACAUCACAAUGAGGGUAUAAUGUCUCUUAACGCAGUAAAUAUUUAUCCAUUUUUUAUAUACGUUUUUUUUCAUUUUCCCCUUAUUACAGUAAAAACUGCUUCAAAAAUUAUAAAAUUAUUUCUCUAAUGUACCAACUGCUAUAAACAACAAAAAAAUAUCUUUUGUCAUUUUAUUGAUUGGAGUAAAAUUUCUGGUAAAUUUUUUCAUAGGUAGAAAAAAAAGUCAUAUACUAUAGUCAAACUAUAAUACAUUUAUCGCUACGCUUAGAAUCUAAAAUAACUCUUAGCUUUAGCCAAAAUUUUCGCUUGAUAAUACGUUUGUUUUGUAGGUAUGAUACUCAAACCGAAUAAUGUAGCUUAAGGUGAUUUAGGCGAAGAAUAAUUUAAAACUUUGAACAAGUACCUACUUCAAUAAUCAAUUACUGGAGUUCUCUACUAGUUACUCUGUAUAACUCAUGCUACUUGAUAAUAUUUUUAUAAAAUACAUCUUAAUACGCCAUGAUUUCAUAUUGGUUACAAAAUCGCAUAUAGAUGAUUUUGAAAAUAGAUGCCUGAUAUAUUAUAGUUGUCAAUAUUGUUGCAGCAAGAUUUUAUUUUAAGUGCAGUCACAGGUAUUGGGGGACUUCGUCCCUCCUUACUUUAACUCCUAAAUUUACACUACAAAAAUGAACAGACAGCCCAUAAAUAAAAUAUUUAUGUAUUUUCAACUAUAUAUAAUUUUACAUAAUUAUAUUGAUUACACAUAUAAUAUAUAUAUAUAUAUAUAUUUUAAUUAUUAAAAUUGAUAUAUUUUUUUUAUACAACAUUAUAUUUAUCCAUUGAAAAUACAAAACAUAAGUACCUGUAUAAUAUUAUAAAACAUAAAAAGCCAAAUGAUCGUUUAAUUUUUAAUUUUUUUAAUAACAACGGCGGCAAUAUACCUACAAUAAUGAUAAUGAAACGACGAGUAUAUAAUAUUAUUAUCGUCAUGUACAUAAAACAAUAUUAUUAUAUAUUAUAUAUUUGUUGAACCGAUUCAAUUAAUUAUACAUUAUAAUUAUUAUUAAAUUUGGUCAAAUUUUCACGUAUUCGAAAAUUUUGCAAAUAUAUAAUAUUAUAUAUUAUAAUAUUGAAUAAUAUUAUUAUGGUAUUUGCAUUUUAUAAUAAUAUAUUAAGAAAAUUUAUAACAAUAAAAUAUAAGAAAUAUUAAUAUAAUUAUCGCACAUUAUACUGUUACGCCCCGCCGUCCGGACACUAUCAGUUUCGAAUAAAUAGAUAAUAAAACAAUGAUAAAAAUAAUAAAAAUAAUAAAAAUAAUAAUAAAAUAAUGAUAAAAAAAAAAAAAAAUAAAAUAUAAAAAAUAAUAAUAAUAAUAAUCCCGUAUACCUUAGAUUUAUAUGUAAAAAAACAGAAAAUUAACAAAAAGAAAAAAAUAGAAAAUUACGUAUAUUAUAAUAAACACACAAAUCUAUUCGUCAGCCUACCUAUAAUAACUAAUGAUUACAAAUACAUAAUAUAAAAUAUUAAUAAAGUACUAAUAUAUAUAAUAAAUAUUCGUACGAAUAGUAAAAAUAAACAUUUUCCAUUAUACGAAGCUUAAAUCUAUAAUAAUAAAAUGCUUAAUAAGGGCGGAACCUUCGUUCGAAUACAUAACUACAAAAAACAUGGCUGAAAACGUAUUGGCGAAAUAAAAAAAAAAAAAACCAUUUAUACGUAUAAUAUUAAGUAUAAAUGGCGAAAAAAAACGGACUAUGUAUUGUGAUUUGAUUUUUUUUUUUUUUGAAAAUUGUUAUUCCGGCAAUAUUGUAGUAUUUAUUAGUACUUGAAAACGAGGCGGGAACAAUGAAUUCCGAAUUUUGAAUUUUACAUUAAUUCAGGUUACUGUUUUUUUAUAUUUAUUUUAAGAGCAAAAAUGAUUGAAAUUAAAAAAAAAAUUGCUUAAAAAAAUAGUGCGCGAAACCGAAUUUCCGAAAUCCUGAUUUAAAUAAAAUACAUAGGUACCUAAUAAAUAUAAGUAAAGAUAGCCGAUAGUAUACAGUGGAGAACUACAAUAUGUGGAAGAGUUGAAAAACAUGUGACACCAUCACUAUUGUGAUGAUAACUAUUUCGUCAAGGUUGGAAAUAUGUGUGUAACAUUUUAUCAUUUGAUAAGUUAACGACACAGUGAAGUGUAUUGGAACAUUUAUUUAGUUACAGCUCUUAAUUAUUCUUCUGAGCUCGGGUUAUAUUAUGAAAAAAAAACUUCACGCUGUCACUGACUAGCAGACACCUAUAUAUAGAUCGACGCGGAUGGAUUUGAAUAAGAUAUUUAUUAAAUAAAACGAAAGGUAAAAAAGAAAUAGUCAAACGGUAAAAAUAGUAAUACGCUGUGUAUAGUGUACACGUUCCGAUAAAAUAAUGUUAAAAAAAAUUAUUAUCCACACUAUAGAACGUGUGUUAUUAUUUGUUAUUAUAUUCGGGGUAGACAAUUAUGUAGGUAUGCCCGACAAACCUAUUUAAAAAAUAUACGUGGCUAUGCACUUAAAAGUUACCGAAAUAUGCUCUUAGAAAAAAAAAAUUGGUGUCGAUCAAUUUAAAAACCUGUUUCAACGUUUUAUCGAAAACUAGGAAGUUAAAUAACUACCGUAUUACCGCUACCUGUUACCGUAUUACAAGCUUACCUGCUUGUCUCUGUAAACCUUUAAACCUUGAGCAAUUAUUUUGUAAUUAUCGAUUUUUUUUAGGUAGGUAUAUAGUGUAUACUACAGAAAACAGUUAGAGUAAAAAAUUAAAAACAAAUCUGAACAAAUUUAUAUACUCUAUAAAUGCUUGGAAAAAAACCCUGGAAUUUCAAAAUAAAAUUAUAAAUAUAGAACUAUUUUUAGGAAACACAUUUUGGUAUGGAAUUUUUAGCUACCUAUUUAUUCGGCCAAUCAGUAUAGUUGUGGUCCGAAAUUCGAAUAAUGAUUAAAAAAAACUUGGUAUACUUAGACACUUAAUGUGUGUGGACUCGAUUUAGAGGUAGGUGGUUCGGUCGAGUUUUGGAGGUGCCAAUUCUCCACCUCCGCCACUGUAUAUACACCAAAAGUUUGCAAUCGACAAAAAAAAUAGGUAAUAGGCAGUGGUGGCAUGAAUGGGUAUCCUAUAGAGCAGCUGCUUCGUAGCUCGAAGCAUAUGUUGAAUACAGGAACAUCUAGUAGCCAUAGUUACAGUUCCUGAUUCUUCUGGCUUUAGGUUAUACGAGGUUAUUACAAUUUCACUGAAACUACUUUAUAGAAAAAAAAAACUUCACUUCGCCAUUGAUAAUAGGUAUAUGAAAAAGCGUACGUAAACGUCUGCCCUGACUGGUCCGAUUAUAACAAUUUUAAUAAUAUCUCUAUUCACGUUCUCCUGUUCCACCGCUAAGUCACAUUGCAUGUACGUAUAAAAGUAAAAAAAAAAAUAUAUAUAUGUAUAAUAAAAUUGUAUACGAUCGGCAGCGUUGUACAGUAAAAAAAAAAAAAAAAACGACAACUACAAUAAUCUAUACCUAUACUUAUCUACCAACGUAUUAACGUAUAAAGUUAUUUUUUUUGCAUCCCGUAUUUAAAAAAACCACGUUCGACGACGGGGCCGGACAUAAAAUAUUAUUAGAUUAGUUGAGCAAUUUGUUUUCAGCUUGUAUACAGGUAAGUAAUAAUAAUUUAUUAUUAUAAACCGGAAUGGUAUAAUUAUACGAUAAUUAUUAUUAUAAUAUAUAGCUUACAAUGGGUAUUUUUUUCAUUCUUUCGGUAUACAUAAUAUUAUAUUAUAUGUACACAGUGGCGUGUACAUAACUUUUGUAUUGGGGGGGUGAAGGCGUUAGUGACGAAAAAAUUUCUUCGUGGGGAAGUUUAUUUACAUUAAAUCUAUACGUGUACGAAAUUGUGUACACUCUGAAAAGUAUAAAACGUAAGAAACGUAGGUUUUUUUUUUAAUAUAUUGUAAUAUACUUACAUACCUAGUAUACUUAUAUUAAAAUUAUACGAUUUUCGGUGCCGAUCUGUCGUUGGUGUUGGUUUUGCGCAAUUUGAUUGUGGCGAAUACGUUCGUUCUGAAAAACGUCAAAAAUAUAUUAAAAACUAAUAAAAUUGUACAUUUGUACCUACCGAAC